GCUCGCGGCAGCAGGUGAGAGCGCAGCAUCGCUUCCUCGCUGCUUUCAAAGACGCAGAGCGGCGGAGUAGCGGAGCGGAGCGGAGCCGAGCCAUGGGAAAGCUUCAAGAAUUUGAUAUCACUUUUGCCAACAACAAGGUGGUCUACGGUCCGGGAGAGUCCAUUAGCGGAACUGUGAAGAUACGGACCGGGAACUCGCUGCAGUACAAAGCCAUCAAGGUGAACUGUCAGGGAUCAUGUGGGAUCUCCAGCAGAAUGAACGAUGCGUCAUGGGCUCUGGAGGAGCAGUACUUCAACAGCACGUUGUCUGUUGCUGACAAAGGAACCCUGGUGGCAGGUGAACACAGUUUCCCCUUCCAGUUUCUCAUUCCAGUCGCUGCCCCGACUUCCUUCGAAGGCCCCUUUGGGAAGAUUAUUUACCGUGUGAGGGCGGCCAUUGACACGCCCCGUUUCGCUAAGGACUACAAAGCCCAGAAGCCCUUCUACCUACUCAACCUGCUCAACCUCAAUGAGGUGCCUGACAUUGAACAUCCCAGUUACGCUGUGACCACUAAGAAGUUCAGCUACCUCCUGGUGAAGACGGGGACACUAAUGCUGAAAGCUCGCAGCGACCUGAGGGGUUACAUCCCCGGUCAGGUCAUCAAGUUAGCCACAGAGAUCCACAACAAGUCUGGGAAGGACACGGGAUGUGUGCUGGCCAGUCUCAUACAGAAAGUGACCUAUAAGACCAAACGGCCUGUGUUUGACCUGCGGACCAUCGCAGAGGUGGAGGGAGCCGGGGUGAAAGCAGGAAAACACGCAGAGUGGAGAGAGCAGAUCAUCGUCCCUCCUCUUCCUCAGUCUGCACUGGCCGGCUGCAGCCUCAUAGACAUCGACUAUUUCAUUCAGGUGUCACUAAAAUCUCCAGAGGCAAUCGUCACUUUGCCAAUCUACAUUGGGAACAUCGCUGUGAACUUGUCUCCGUCGAGACCCAUGCCCUCCAGUCCGGACCACUGUGCUGUGACCAUCGGACCCAGGGCAACGGGCGUGACACCCAGCGCCCCGCCGGCAGAGGAGGAUCCAGAGGAGGAGCUGUGUGCAGGAGGCUUGGCUAGUGAGGAGAUUCCCACCAAGAGUCACUCUCAGCAGGAUCCCUCAGGUCAUCCGGUCACCAUGUCCCCCAGCGCCUUCAGCCAUGCACCUGGUGCAGCCCUUCCUCCCAGCCACAGACGACCUGACGCCUCAGCUCCACUGUUCUGUGUGUCCACCGGGGCCACCAUACCUUUCUUCACCGAGGGAGACGUCACUCCUGUACCCACUUCCUGUUCUCUCAUCCUUCCUCCAGAGUACAGCAGCUGGGACUACCCUCAUGAGCCCCCACCCACUUACGAGGAAAGCUGCAGCAGCGCCAACUCCAGUUUCAACAGUAGACAGUAGAGAAGACGCAGGUGACGAAGCAUCAUGGCCACGCCCACCCAUACCUGUCUGCAUUUGCCUCAAGAGCAACCAGGACAGAGACACGCCGGGUUAAAGAGGAUGGACAAUAACUCCACUCCCAAACACCCCAAAGAUUCUUUGUCCUCAAAUAAGUAAAAAAAAAAAAAAGGGAUCAUAUCUUAUACGGAAUAUAAUUUCACCUCAUGUCCCAUCAGGUAUUGUCAGACAGAACGGGUGAAAAUCACUGUGCCUAAAAGAAGUAUUUUGAAUCAUCGUACAGCAUUUAGAAUAACCAGUGAUUGGACAUGAUUCUUUCAUGAGGCGGAGUAAGAUCUGUUGUUUUAUCAAUGAACUUCUGCAUCUGUGAUGCCUUGAAUAUGAGUUCGGCCUACUGAGGGCUCAUGUUUGGCGAGAUCAAACGUUGGCCUUUUCUGUAGUCUUGUUCCAAUUGUGCACUUGUUAACGUGGUCCACCGCUGUCCGUUUGUGUCUCAGUUGUCCUCGUCAUCAGCAGGGCAGAGCUGUCUUUAUGCUGGACAUUGAAAGGAGAACUUAAUGCCAGAGGUUGUGGUUUGUCUAGUUUGAGUAUUUAAAUCUCUGUGUGUAGGAUUUUGAUGAUUACAGGCUCAUUUAUAACAGGGCUGCACAGUUAUUUGAUUUGAGUAUUUGAUUUUUGAUGAAGGUAAAAUGUGUCCAACAUACCAUUAUACAGUAAAUGAGGCAUUGUGGUGCUACAAAGAUGCUCCAGCCUACAACUUAUAUUCCAGACGUAAGGGAACAUGCUUGGACGGUACAGACCCCAGCAAAAAUUCCAUCAUCUUUUUUUUUAUCAGUGAAAAUGAAAUGCAGAAAUUACAAUUCCCGCUAGAAUCAGAACUCGCCGCAAUAUCUGUCGAAGUAAUCACAGUGUUUGUUUCGUUUUGCAUUUUGUGCAGCCUCAGUUUAUACUCCUGCCGUUAUGUAAUGUAAUUAUCACUGCCCACAAACUUCCAUGUGUCCUUCAUGUUGGCACAGAAACAUCCACUAGAUGGCGCCAGAAGGCAGAGUCAAAAGUUUGUGACAUUAACAAUCAUGGCAACGUUGGAGGAGGUUGUAAUAAUAACGUAACUUUUAACGGAGCUGGCGUUGUAGAAGCUGGAGUUCUGUGAGGUCAUUAAAUACAUUGCAAUAUGUGGACAGAGAAUUCUUUUAACUAUAUCACUGAUUUUUUCUGUUCUUCGAUUCUUAAAAUGUCUUCCUCCCGUCCCACGGUAGUGUACUCAGAACGAUCUACCCAAAUACAUAGAAACAUGUUAAUUCUACCCAAAGUUGCUCGAUAUUAUUCGGGAUGACCGCAAGAUGAGAAUGCAACAUAGGACUUUGACUUCUCUAGCUAGUCAUUUCCUUUACUACAAUUUAGUGAAAAGUAAUCGCUAGACAGACAGACAGACAGACAGACAGAUAGAUAGAUAGAUAGAUAGAUAGAUAGAUAGAUAGAUAGAUAGAUAGAUAGAUAGAUAGAGAAGAAAGGUAGACUACAGUAUGAGGAUGUGGAGAUAUAUUUCAUAAUUAAUACAUACAUUCAUUGCCAAUGAAUUAUAGGUUAGAAAAUACAAUAUUUGCCCGAUUUAACAUGACUUGGGGUAUAAACCACGCCCACUUGUGUCUGAAUACAGAUAGAGACACACAUAAUUUGGUUGGUUGAACAGAUACAAAUACAGAUAUAGAUAACGGCGUACAGACAGAAGGCACCGUCCUUGUCUGUAUACUCGUCUAUCACUGAGCAUAAAUGAAACUUUAAAGUCAUUCUGAUGGUUUAAGUCUUUGUUUCAGCAAAUAUAAAACAACCCCAGUUAGAUACUGAGUCUGUGUGUUAUAGCUGCAUGCAUUGCCGCCUGCUACGGUGUCUUAUUUUAUAAUGCCACUCCAUGUUGUCAGUCAGAAAUUGUUGGAAUCCUACACACAGAGGCUUUAGAGAUAAAUAGUGACUCAGCAACACCUCUCAGUUGUAUCACUUAAAACAGAGGUAGCAGUAAAAACUACUUUAAUAUAUUGUAGUUAUACGAAAAAAUCCAGUCACAUUAUAAUCUGUGUGUUUUUAAACAUUAUUUCUGUUAAAAUGAAUCAACCAACUGGGAUAUUUACAUUUUUCUGCACAUUUAGUUUCUGGACAAGAUCACUUAUGUGGAGAAACAAAGAGGAGCAUGUGCACUGAUCUCACUUUGGAAAAGAUGAAUAUAUAAAUAUAUAUCACCCCUGUAGUGCCACCAUAUGUUGCGUCAUAUCACUGAGAGGUUCUGCUUUGACACCAGUUUUGUAUUCAUAGGACAGUUUAUCUGCAGAUGAGGCUCAUUUCUCCUGCAGCUGGGUGAAAUGACUGCAGUGCUGACGCAGUCUUCCUCUGCCCUCUUGUGGCCGUCGCCGGUACAAGUUUAAAUCAACUUGUACUGACACAAUCGGCCAUGCUGUUUGCAGAAGUGACUAACUGAGGUUUGAUAUAGGUGUUGUCGUGAGAUGUGAUGCGAGUGUUUAACAUCAUCCCAACAGUCUGAGUGAGAUUAUAUGUUGUUUUUUCUCCUGUUUGUUGCCUUAACUUUCAUUUAGUGUUGCAUUAGUGAGACGAGAAUCUUUCUGAAAUUUCAGUUGGUGCAGAUUAUGAACAUACAUGUGCACAACACGGCACUUUUUACAGUUUGCAUGGAUUUGUGGGUGCACAUCUACUGUAUGUGUGCCUGUGUAAGUGGGUCUGUUUUCACUUAAAGGUAUACUGUGCAGGAUUGGUUGCUGUUUGUUAGCAUGCUCACCAGGGAAAUUGAGUAAAAGCCAGCCCCAGAUUCACUCUUGUUUGGCAUUUUGCUUCGCUAUAUUUGCAUUUUUUUUUGCAGUUUUUGUGGCUUCCUCUUGGAUGUCUGAUGCUUCACCUGGUUGCUUCCUUUUUUUGAAAAAUGAGAAAAAUGCCCUGACACUUCCAGUGGGCCCUCCGUGAUGAGAGGGAUUACUUCUACAUGAGACUAUCUGUUGUCUCUAAGGGAAAUCCUGCAUAGUAUAUCUUUAAACUCCAUUUCAAACUGGUUCAUGACUCAGCGUUUGUGUUAAAUUAUCUUAAGUUUUUCUUUGCCUGUGUACAUGGGCUGGGUGAUAGUUGAAUAUUUUACAAAUUAAAGUGUAACCAUACUAUGAUAUGAUCUUAUUAUGUUAUCACUCCUUGCCCAAAUUAAUUAAUCUCAGCAAGCUGUAAUUAUAAUAUGAACAAAAUGACUGACAGAAGGUUUUGUUUUGCACAUAUAAGGAGUUUAAUCUGAUUUACAAUGGACCACACUUCAGUGAUUGCGUCUGAUUUUGCAUAUAUUUGUCAUAUUCUGUUUUACCUUGAUGACAGUAAAUGUCCUUGUUUAUGUAAUUAUAAUGAUUUGACCCAUGUCACCCAGCCCAACAGUGUUGCAAUAGCAUCAUCACAUAUUCAUUGUCACUUUUCUGUGAGAAACUACGACCACUGAAAAUCUUAAGCACAACUGCUCUGACGAAUGUUUGUGUCAAUGUAAAUGUGUUUCUCGUUUUAUCACAUUUUAGUACAAUCUCAAAGUCAUUCUGUGAAUUUAGGACAAGAUCUCAGUGCUGGUGUCGGCUCCUGACUGCAAAUCAUGUUGCCACGUUUCUCCGGAAAUUGUAUUUCAUUUUGUGAGGCUCAUCAGCUUUGAAAUUUUCUCCCAAAAAAACUGCUGUUACCAUUAGAAACCUGACAGUCCCCCAAACUACUUCUGGCUCUACAUUAUUAUAAAUGCAUGCCUUAAACAGUCUGGACUCCCGCCACCUCUUACAGGAUCUUGUGAUGGACUUUUUCUUUUUCCUCUGUCAGCGAGGACGUCAGGAUGUGCUCGUGCAGCUCUUCCUGUUCUGUCUCCUGUGGACUGUGCCAAGUGCACUUGAUGUAUACAAAUGUAGCUUUUAAAAAACAGUGAGGAAACUGGACCUUAGACCUGUUGGACUUUUGUUUUUAUUCUUGUUUUAGAAAAUAUGUGCAAUUCCUCUCAUCUCCAAGAACGCUGCAGCAGCAACUCCCUGAAGUCAUUUCACGCUGCCUUUAUUGAUCCUGAUUCUGUUGAAUUCUUCUCCACCAAAAGGUACUAUAGCUUUAUGAAGCCCCACUUGUUCUGUGUUUUUAUUUUUCAUUCUUUCCCCCCUCACAUAUUGAUGAGUGGUGUCUGGUUUUGUAUUUUUCUACUUGUAAACUGUUUACAGGUGCAGUAUGCAGAUACUAAUAGUAGCACCUCAAUCAGUAAAUGUAAUAUUUCAACAUACAGUGCAGAAUCACAUCAAAGUUGUACUGUACAGUAUAACAAUAAAAUUAUAUGACAUGUU
Messenger RNA from Epinephelus fuscoguttatus (brown-marbled grouper), 5752 nucleotides. RefSeq names its product arrestin domain containing 1b (gene arrdc1b). Bases 93 to 1415 code for a protein of 440 amino acids. Gene Ontology annotation, biological process: protein transport. Gene Ontology annotation, cellular component: cytoplasm. The record is from RefSeq and is a predicted model, not a curated record. Gene Ontology annotation, molecular function: ubiquitin-like ligase-substrate adaptor activity; ubiquitin protein ligase binding. The transcript has 8 exons. NCBI's taxonomy places the organism in Eukaryota, Metazoa, Chordata, Actinopteri, Perciformes, Serranidae.